AUGGCCAGCGGCAACACCCGAAUUCACCGCCUCUUGAACGAAAACAAAUUUCUGAUCCUCCCCGGCUGUUACGAUGCGCUGUCUGCCCUCAUCAUUGAACAGUCUGGCUUCCAAGCCGGAUUCAUCUCGGGAUAUGCAACUGCUGCUGCCAAACUUGGGAAACCCGACAUUGGCUUGCUGACUCCCACUGAAAUGUGCGCCACAGCUCGUUACGUGUGCGCCGCGGCUCCAUCCACUCCCAUCUUUGUUGACGCAGACACUGGGGGCGGGAAUGCGCUUAACGUCCAGCGCACAGUGAAGGACCUCAUUGCCGCCGGUGCUGCGGGCUGCUUCAUCGAGGAUCAAGUCUGGCCUAAGAAGUGCGGACACAUGAGGGGCAAGCAGGUGAUUCCAGCGGAGGAGGCUGCAGUGAAGAUAGCAGCAGCGAGGGACGCCAUUGGCGAUGCGGAUUUCUUCCUUGUGGCGCGUACAGAUGCGCGUGCCACGUCACAGAAGAGAGGGCUCGCUGAUGCCAUUGCACGCGCCAACCUAUACAUGGAUGCUGGAGCUGAUGGGUGCUUUGUGGAGGCGCCUCGCGAUGUGGAGGAGAUGCGGGAGAUUGGGCGCAACACGCGGGGCAUCCGAGUGUGCAACAUGCUGGAAGGGGGUGUCACUCCCCUCCUCACUCCUCAGGAGCUCUCUGACCUUGGGUUCCACCUGAUAGUGAACCCGCUGACAGGGCUGUACGCAGCCACGCGUGCGCUAAUUGACAUCCACAAGGAACUGAAGCAGGAGGGCACCACGCGUGGAGCAUUGGAGCGUCUGGCCACCUUCACUGAGUUCAAUGCGCUCGUCAACCUUGAGGACUGGUAUGCCACCGAGGCCAAGUACCAAACCCCCAAGCUUGUGCCAGCCGACACUACCUCUUAA
Molecule: messenger RNA, 909 nt
Organism: Closterium sp. Yama58-4
Lineage: Eukaryota; Viridiplantae; Streptophyta; Zygnematophyceae; Desmidiales; Closteriaceae
Source: the annotation of a GenBank genome assembly